Messenger RNA from Uloborus diversus, 3012 nucleotides. RefSeq names its product F-box/LRR-repeat protein 7-like. Gene Ontology annotation, cellular component: SCF ubiquitin ligase complex. NCBI's taxonomy places the organism in Eukaryota, Metazoa, Arthropoda, Arachnida, Araneae, Uloboridae. Gene Ontology annotation, biological process: SCF-dependent proteasomal ubiquitin-dependent protein catabolic process. The record is from RefSeq and is a predicted model, not a curated record. The coding region runs from base 318 to 2045 and encodes 575 amino acids. The transcript is spliced from 5 exons. Gene Ontology annotation, molecular function: protein binding.
AGAGAAAUUUCGUCGGGGAACAGUUCGAAGGAAAGCAUGCCUUGCGCGUUGUUGUGAACAUUUCGCCGGUAAAGCCCGGCAACAUGUCAGUUGUUAAACAGUUAAAUGUUUUGGCUCAGCAAUCUGAAAGUUUCAGUUUGAAGGCGAAAUGACUGGAUAUCCAUAUGGAGGUUCCUAUUUGUUUAUCUCGAUGGAGUGAUGGAACUGCUUCGCCCCCAAAUAUCAGCUCUGUAAGCAUCAGAAUGUAACUGAACGCGUUAUCCAACAACUCCACCUUCCUUUUCAUCCUUCCUUCUCCAGUACUUCUACCAAUAGCCAUGGCUUGCCCAAAGCCAACGAUGGAGUUCUAUUUUAACGAAAAUCGAAGCCUGGAGUCAACCACAGACACAAGUGAUAAUUUUUCCCUCUCCUCAACACCUAAGCCUCAUAUGGAUUUUAGGGGAUCCUUGUACAAAUCAAAAUACGAUUCAAUAUCUACUUAUAGUGGACUUGCUGGCAGAGCAUCCCCAGGUCAUGAUUUAGGAUAUCACACCUUGUUGACUAGGGACAGUGUAACUCCAACGCCAACGCAUACUCCAACCGUUCCUCGCAGAAAUUUUGAUACCCUCAGCUGUUCAUCUUCAUCAUUUCGAUGGAGUAAUGUGCCAUCCCCUAUGUGCAACAUGUCGCCGUAUCCUAGAUCUUCGGACAUUCCUCCCCCACCACCUCGCAAUCAUUGUGCAUCAACUCAUGCAACAUCAACUCAUUCCUCAUCAAUUGUUUCCGCUGCCAGGUCCUCAAGUUUGAAUGGUUCCUCCCAUUUGCUUGACACAACGCCACUCGUGUCGACGUUUAAAGGGAAAAAAUCUCAUAAAACAUCUUUCUUUGAUCGACUUAGCGACGAUCUCAUUUUAAAGAUUUUCUCCUUUCUAUCGAGUAAUCACCUCUGCGUUUGUGCCAGAGUUUGCCGAAGGUGGUACUUCCUUGCAUGGGAGCCUCAACUUUGGACUUCAGUAUGUCUUAGUAGUGAAAGAAUUCAUGUUGACAGAGGCUUGAAAACGUUGUUUCGACUCUUAUGUAGAGAUUCUCCAACAGUAUGCCUUGCUGUUGAAAGGAUUAAUCUGAGUGGUUGCUGUAAACUUACAGAUAAAGGACUUUUUACCAUCGCUAGGCGGUGUCCGGAACUGAAAACUCUAGAAAUAAGAGGUUGUGCCUUAGUGUCAAAUACAGGAAUUGCUGAGGUUACAGCGAGAUGUGUUCAUAUACUCAGACUGGAUCUUACAGGGUGCCAGCAAAUUACGACAAUACAACCUAAGAGUUUAUCCAAUGACAGAUCCGAUUCCAUGCUGGAUCACCCCGCAAGUUCCUUGCAUCAUCCUCAGGUUAUUCAUCACCACCAGAUACAGUUGUUCCUUCAGUUUCUGGAUCUCACCGACUGUCACGCUCUUGAAGAUUAUGGCCUGAAGAUAAUUGUCCGAAAUUCACCACAAAUAUCACAUCUCUACCUCCGCAGAUGUGUACAAAUUACAGACUGUGGAGUUAAAGCAAUAGCUAGUUACUGCAUGAUGCUUAAAGAACUUAGCAUCAGUGACUGUAUCCUGGUGACUGACUUUGGAAUGUACGAACUUGCGAAGUUAGGUUCCAAUCUGAGGUACCUGAGCGUUGCCAAAUGUGACCAAAUCUCGGACGCUGGAAUCAAGCAGAUAGCUCGACAUUGUUACAAGCUGCGUUACCUUAACGUGCGCAGCUGCGAAGCAGUGUCAGACUAUAGCAUGGAAGUGUUAGCCCGAAGUUGUCCUAGACUCAGGGCUCUGGACAUCGGAAAAUGUGAUGUUACAGACAAUGGACUUCAAUUAUUAUCGGAACAUUGCCCUAAUCUUCGGAAACUCAGCGUAAAAUCGUGUGAUAAUAUUACUGACCAAGGAAUCCAAGCUAUAGCUUUUUAUUGCAGGGGACUCCAGCAGUUAAAUAUUCAAGAUUGCAAUAUUACUAUCGAAGGAUAUCGGACUGUUAAAAAAUUUUGCAAAAGAUGCAUAAUUGAGCAUACUAAUCCUGGCUUUUACUGAUGUCCAUUAUAAAUUUAUUUUGUUGAAAUAAAAACAGUAAUGUGAACGCAUGUUUAAAUGAUAGCUAAAAUUAAGUAUGUUAUCCAUUCAGGCAUGUAUGUUUUCGGAAGCUACGUAAAAGAUACUUUUCCUAAUACUCACUGCUAAUUUUUUUCGCGUAUAUUUUGGAUUUCUUUAACAAGGUUUUAUUUUAUUUUUAUUACGGAAAUAAGAUAAUGUGUAAAAAUUGACAGAAGUACUUAUUCCAGAUAGUCAUAAGCUUUGAAUAUAACAUUAAAGAAAAUAUCCAAUUUUUGUACUUCGCCACAUAGGACGUUAAAUUUAAUUUCCACUUAACGCUAGGAUUUUUCAAAAAUAAUAUCGAAUUAAUAUACCCUAUUCCAUAAGUUACAUAAUAUAUAUAUGAGCAUAUAUGUAAUUUUAAAUUGUCUGUCAUAUUUAAUGAGAAAGUAUAAUAAUAUAACUUUUUAAAAAAUCACCCCUCAUUGCCAAAAGUGCUCUGUUGUUUUCUUUUAUUAGUUUUCAAAAAAAAUUAUGCUAUUCUUGUAAAGUAUUUGUAAAUAGCUAGGCUAAUUUAUUUAAAUUUGGGUACUACUUUGUAAUAUACUUUCAUGUAUUUAAGUAAUGUCUUAAUUGUAUAGUCAUUCAUCGUGAAACAUUCCAAAACGUUUACAAUGCCUUAAUACUAUGUAAAGUAGUGAAAAGAUAUACAGAAAUCAGGAACCUAGUUUUGUUCUAGCUUACUUGUUUCACUAUGAAGUAACUUUUGUUCGACUUCUUUUGCAGCGUACAAAAAUAUGUCAUUCUGUUCCUUUUUACAUGGCUCACUAAAGGCAUAAAAAAUGAAUUCCACUGUGCCACAUCUUAUGUAUAUACAGAUAAAUUUAUAUAUAUGCAAUAAAAUGAAAUUGUGAGCAACUUAAUGUCUUUGUAAAUAGCAUUGUUUUGUAGAACUGUUCUUUAUACA